Messenger RNA from Puma concolor (puma), 462 nucleotides. Its product is annotated as ribonuclease 7-like. Gene Ontology annotation, biological process: innate immune response; defense response to Gram-positive bacterium; defense response to fungus. Gene Ontology annotation, molecular function: RNA nuclease activity; nucleic acid binding. The record is from RefSeq and is a predicted model, not a curated record. Lineage: Eukaryota; Metazoa; Chordata; Mammalia; Carnivora; Felidae.
AUGGCAGCAGCCAGAGCAGGAUACGGCCCUCUGCUCCUGCUCCUGCUGCUGGGGCUGUGCCUAGCUGAGGUCCCAGUCAGUGCCAAGCCCAGCAACAUGACUGCAGCUCAGUGGUUUGCAACUCAGCACGUGCAGCCCAAACCCCAGGGAUGCGACACUGCAAUGAACAACAUCAACAAAUACACGAAACGCUGCAAAGACUUCAACACCUUCCUGCAUGGAUCCUUCUCCAGUGUGGCCACCACCUGUCAGACCCCCACCAUAGCCUGCAAGAAUGGCCGUAAAAACUGCCACCAGAGCCAAAGGCCUGUGUCUCUGAGCACAUGUAAGCUCACCUCGGGGAAGUAUCCAAACUGCAAGUACAAAAAGAAGCAACUGGUCGCUUCUUACACUGUAGCCUGUGACGCUCCCCAGGCAGGAGGCUCUGGGAAAUUCAAGCUGGUCCCUGUGCACUUGGACUAG